Cicer arietinum (chickpea) is the source of this 2922-nucleotide messenger RNA. RefSeq names its product phosphatidylinositol 4-phosphate 5-kinase 1-like. The record is from RefSeq and is a predicted model, not a curated record. Gene Ontology annotation, molecular function: ATP binding; 1-phosphatidylinositol-4-phosphate 5-kinase activity. Lineage: Eukaryota; Viridiplantae; Streptophyta; Magnoliopsida; Fabales; Fabaceae. Gene Ontology annotation, cellular component: plasma membrane. Gene Ontology annotation, biological process: phosphatidylinositol phosphate biosynthetic process.
GGCAUAAAAGUAAACAGAACCGUAGGAAAGGAAUUGUAGGUGAAUGAAUAAUAAAGCAUACCCUAUGAAUCCAUUCCAUUAGAUCACACAACAAAAUUUGAGGUCCCGAGGAGGAGGACAAGGAAGGGACGAUGAGAAAUUAGCACAAUCCACUACUCAAAUUCACGUGGAAUAUUGGAAUUAGUACAUUACACUUUACACCACUACCCACAAAAACAUACUCCACUCCAAAUCUCAAACUUACAAAUUAUUGCUAUUAAUUAAUUAAAUUAAAGUAAAGAAAGAAGAAAGUAGUGCUUCUACACUCCUCCUCCAAAAUUGCCAAUCUUAGCAUUUACCUGUUAGUAUAUUAUUAUUAUUAUUUUUCUUUUCUUUUGUUCAAACCACUCUGUCUCGUGACAUUCCACGCUUCAAACGGUAACAACAGUAACCACCGGAAAAUGUCGCCUCCGCCGCCGCGGUGACCAUUCUCCUCCGAAAUCGACGCAUACAGAAACAAAAAGAAAUGCAAGAGACACUGCUCACUGUAUCAGAAGAAAAACGAGAAGGAGUAAAAGAGGAGAUGGAAGUUGUAGUAGUAGCAGCACCGUGCCGUCGACCACCGCGAACACGGCGCGUGACACCAACAACAGUAGAAAAACAACUUCCAAACGGCGACGUAUACAGCGGAAGCCUCUCGGGAAACGCGCCACACGGCAAAGGAAAAUACGUAUGGUCCGAUGGAUGCAUGUAUGAAGGAGAAUGGAAGAAAGGAAAAGCGUGUGGUAAAGGAAAGUUUUCGUGGCCUUCAGGAGCAACUUACGAAGGCGAAUUCGUCUCUGGUAGAAUGCAAGGUCACGGAACAUUCGUUGGUGUAGAAGGCGAUACCUACAGAGGUUCGUGGAUUUCUGAUCGGAAACACGGUUUCGGAGAGAAAUGUUACGCUAAUGGUGAUGUAUAUGAAGGAUGGUGGAGGUUCAAUUUACAAGAAGGAGAAGGUAGGUAUAUGUGGAAAAACGGUAACGAGUAUGUUGGAGAGUGGAAAUGUGGUGCUAUAUCUGGUAACGGAAUGCUGACGUGGAAGAACGGUAACCGUUACGAAGGUUGUUGGGAUAACGGAGUUCCAAAAGGGAAAGGUGUGUUUACGUGGCGUGAUGGUAGUGUUUCAGCGGGGAAUUGGGGGAAUGAGAAUGGGAAUGAAAGGAAUGUGAAUAAGAGGGUCUCUGUUUCUGUGGAUGGUUCUAAGAGUGUCAGUUUUCCUAGGAUUUGUAUUUGGGAACUUGACGGUGAAGCUGGGGAUAUAACUUGUGAUAUUGUUGAUAAUGUGGAAGCUUGUAUGUUUUAUAGAGAUGGUAGUGAAUCAGAGAAUGGUGGUGGAGAUUUUUCAGGGUUUGGAUAUGGAACUUCAAAGUUUUUGCCCAAGAGUCCUUUUUAUUCCAUCGACGGGGAUGUUAAGAAACCUGGUUAUACUGUUUCUAAGGGGCAUAAGAAUUAUGAUUUGAUACUUAAUCUUCAAUUGGGUAUUAGAUACUGUGUUGGGAAGCAUGCUUCGGUGCCUCGAGAGCUUAAGCAAGGAGAUUUUGAUCCAAAGGAGAAGUUCUGGACAAGGUUCCCUCCGGAAGGCUCUAAGUUUACGCCGCCGCAUCAGUCUGUAGACUUUAGGUGGAAAGACUACUGUCCCGUGGUGUUCAGGCAUCUGAGGGAGUUAUUUGCGAUAGAUCCUGCGGAUUACAUGCUUGCUAUUUGUGGCAAUGAUACAUUGAGGGAAAUGUCUUCUCCUGGCAAAAGUGGAAGCUUCUUUUACCUUACUCAUGAUGACCGAUUUAUUAUCAAGACAUUGAAGAAGUCUGAAGUCAAGGUGCUCAUUAGGAUGCUUCCCAGUUACUUUCAACAUGUUUCUCAGUACAAGAACUCGUUAGUUACGAAAUUCCUGGGAGUUCAUUGUGUCAAACCUAUUGGAGGUCAAAAGACUCGGUUUAUUGUGAUGGGCAAUGUGUUCUGUUCGGAGUAUCGGAUUCAUAAACGGUUUGACCUCAAAGGUUCUUCUCAUGGUCGUACAACAGAUAAACCUCGUAAGGAGAUUGAUGAGACUACUACUCUCAAAGACCUUGAUCUUAGUUUUGUUUUUCGCUUGGAGCAGUCUUGGUUUCAAGAGCUUAAAUGGCAACUUGAUAGAGACUGUGAGUUUCUGGAAGCAGAGGGAAUAAUGGAUUAUAGCUUUCUCAUUGGCCUUCAUUUUCGCGAUGAUGACUCAACUAACGAAACAAAAAAUCCAUCCAAUGGGUUGUGUUCAGGCCAGAGGGACAUGCAAAGCGACGGCAUGCAGGACAUGAAGUGGAUACCUAUAGGCCGGGGACCUCUAAUCCGGCUGGGAAUAAACAUGCCUGCAAGAGCCGAGAGAGUGUGUAAAGCUGGAUUGGAUCAGCACACAAGUACUGGAAGUAGCAAAUCUACCCCUUCAGAGAGUAGUGGUGGUGAGAUCUCUGAUGUAAUCCUUUAUUUUGGUAUCAUUGACAUUCUCCAAGAUUAUGAUAUUAGCAAAAAGCUAGAGCAUGCAUACAAGUCACUACAAGUGGACCCCACCUCCAUCUCAGCCGUUGAUCCCAAACUAUACUCCAAAAGGUUCAGGGAUUUCAUACACAGAAUCUUUGUAGAGGACAAAUAACAUGCUUGGAGAGAGACACAAUAGGAGAAUUGAACCAGGACCAACUUCGGCAUGGGGACACCUUAAUUAGCAUCAGAAUAUAUGAGCUGGUACUGCAAACAUUGGUGAUUUAAAAAAAGCUCAAAAAGAAAUGUUGCUGUUAACAUUUUGGAAAAGAGGCUUUGGUAUUUGUUAUUGGUGGCUAAAUUUUUCUCAUAGCAUUAGCCAUUGCAAAAUGGAUUGAGGUCCCACAUGCACGGAUGCUUUUUUUUUUUUUUUUUUUUUUUUUUUUUUUUUUU